GUGGGGCCUCUGGCUGGGGGUGGGGCCUCGGCGAAGGACUGCGCAGCGGCAGUUUUGGGCUUGGGCUAAGGCUCUGGACUGGAGCGCAGCAUCCUCGCUACAGCUGCCUGGGCUGUUGCACCUGGUCAGGUGACAUUCACCAACACCGUCUGCUUUUCUGUCACCAUUAUCUUCAUCAUCCUCAUCACCACGACCACCACCAUCAACAGCAUCUCUCUUCUUCCAUCAGAGCUCUUCAAGUUCUGUAAAGGCAGACUGUGUUCAGGCAUGCAGGCUCAUCGCUGGAGAUGACUGUCAGCUGCCUUCUCUGCGUAGUCACCAUCACAUGCCUCACCACUGGAGCCUGGGAAGCCUGACCACAGACCGGCAUCUCCAAGGCAUGAAUAAUUAGGUAGGCAUAAUGGAAGGCACUCACUGCACCCUUCAAUUGCGUAAGCCCAUUACUGAACUCUGCUACAUCAGCUUCUAUCUUCCAAGGGGGGAAGUCAGAGGAUUUUCAUACAAGGGCACCGUAAUUCUAGACAGAUCCAAUAAAGGUUUUCAUAACUGCUACCAAGUCAGGGAGGGGUCAGACACCAUCAGCCUCAGCCAGCAGCUGAAUGAACUUCCAGGCGACAUAUUUUUCAAGCCGACUACCACGAAAGACAUUCUAACUGAGCUGUACAAACUCACAGCAGAGAGGGAGAGACUGCUGGCCAAUCUGCGGAGCUCAGACCACAUCCUGGGCAUUUCCAUGGGGAACCAGGAGGGGAAGCUGCUGGAGCUGUCUGUGAGUGUGGCUCCUGAGGACAGCUGUUCCCAGAGUGCUGGUAAUUGGUGGAGGGAGCCCUCUGCGGGUCCUCUCACUCAAAGGAGCACCCACGGGAACAAAAAGCCCCGGAGGUUUGAAGGAAGAAGAGAGAGCAUUGAGGUGCAGAAGAGAACAAGAAGGAAAGGGCGUGGACGCCAGCAAUCCACUCCUCAGAUGGGAAAGGACCAGAUCUGUCCCAGCAAUUGCCUUCCUCCUUCUGGAGCUCGGCUCAAUCUUCGGCUCCUAGAGGAAAGAGGAAACUUGGUUCCAAAUGGGGUGCUUACAUGUUCCCUGCAGAGGAGAGAAAGCUGCCCUGCAGAUAUCCCCAGGACACCAGAUGCAGACCUUGGCUUUGCGAGCUCUGGGAUGGCUUCAGGGAACACUGGGCUUGGAAAAGGAGCACUACCCCCUCGAAGCAGCUCCACAGAAGCAGGAGAUGAUGGUGUUCGAGUUCUACCCAGGAAGCCUCACAGGCUGGAGCAUCAGCACACAGGUUUGCCUGAAAGUCAGGAGGAUGCUAAGAAGCAUCCAGAAGCACAGAGGGGUGGCCUGGGGAAGUUGGCUGAGCGGACCUGCAGGAAGAGACCUAUUUCCAAAGUGGUGGCCAAGGUCCAGGAUCUGUCCACUCAGGUGCAAAGAGUAGUUAAUGUGCCUCCUGAGGGUGAGGAAAAGAUUGCUGUGUACCCAGAGGUCAAAGCUGAAUUUAUCUGCAAGGUGGACUUGCUCACCCUGCCAGGAGCUGAGGCUGGGGCUCAUGGUUCCAGGUGGCAGAGCAAGAAGCAGCAAGGGGCCAGGUCGUCGCAGUUACCAGCCAGAGAAAGCGCCUCUGUUUCUAGCUUGUCAGCCAGCACUGACAGGGCUGUGAACAAGGUCCUCCUGAAGGUGAUUGAGAGUGAGAAGUUAGAUGGGGCCACCCAGGGGAAGAGGCUGGGUGUCCCCCUCAAUACAAGGGCCACCCAUAGCCUCCCAGAAACCAGAAGCAAGAGGAAGGCUGGGGUGCCCCAAAGGGGCCACAAAUCCUUGUUUCUGGAUCUGCCCUGCACUACAGGUCCUGACUCCUCACACUGCAGAGGUGAUGAGAGGAGGCCGUCGCCCUCAGUACCAGUGGCUCCCGGUAUGGGAUUUAAUAAUUCAUCCCAGCAGCCGCGACACCAGCAGCCACCACCUGCUCCCUCGCCUCUCUAUCCAAGGUGUCCCAGCCCUCAGCAGCAUCACAGGAUCCUCCCGAUCCCUCCACUGCCCAGCGAGAGGGAAGCUGCUGUUAAUGACUCUCCUGGUAGACAGAGCAGUAUCUUCUCUGAGUCCUCCUCUCCUGACACAUUGGAGCCACCAUCUUCUGCAGAGGUCACGGAGACCAAAGGAGCCAGCGCGGCCUCCCUCACAGCAGGCCAACCUCACUUGGUACCUGGGGAAACUUCGGAAAAGAGCUUAGGGCCAGGGAAGACCACAGCUCAGCCUCAGCAGCAGGCACCUCCAGGUGUCUCCUCUGAGGGCUUUCCUUGGGACCGCUUCAGUGAACAGACAGCUAAAGACCUCCCCAGCAGAGAUGGAGGUGCUUGGGUCCUGGGCUAUAGAGCAGGCCCACCCUGUCCCUUUCUGCUCUACGAGGACAGAGAGAAGUCAAACAGAAGCAAAUUGUACUUGGAUCUCAAUCCUGACCAGAGCCCCACAGAGCAGGAUGACAGGACUCCUGGCAGACUCCAAGCUGUCUGGCCACCCCCAAAGACAAAAGACACAGAAGAGAAAGUGGGAUUGAAGUACACCGAAGCAGAAUACCAAGCUGCUAUUUUACACUUGAAGAGGGAACACAAAGAAGAAAUUGAAAACCUACAGGCUCAGUUUGAACUUCAGGCGUUUCAUAUCCGGGGUGAACAUGCAGCGAUCACAGCGCGGCUGGAAGAAACCAUUGAAAACCUCAAGCUCCAGUUAGAACAGCGCUGGCGGGGAGGAUGCGAGGAGCUGAGGGAUGCCUGCGUCUCCACCGACGACAGCUGCGCUCCGAAGGCCUACAGAAAUGUGUGCAUCCAGACAGACAGACAGUCCUUCCUCAAACCCUGUGAGGGCGACACCAAGACGCCCAGAAGUAACCAGAUAGUGCCCAGAAAGCUGAACAUCUCCUCUUUAAGCCAGCUCUCUCCCCCAAAUGACAACAAAGACACCCACGCCCCACUUCAGAAUGGGGAAAGCAUCUCACCAAGUCACCCAAAGACAGCACCUCCUCCUCCCCCGCCGCCCCCGCCCCUUCCCAUACCGCCCCCUCCGCCCCUCCCACCUGGUCCGGGAGCUCUGCCGCCUAUGCCCCCAACACCAGCUUUGAGUGCCAGCCCUCCGCCACCACCUCCUCCUCCGCCUCCUCCACCGCCCCUGCCUCCAAGUGCUGGGCCUCCGCCGCCUCCUCCACCACCGCUUCCAAACCCCCAGGCUGUGCCUGGCAGCGGGGCCCCUCCUCCUGCGCCAGCACCCCUGGGACUUGUACCCCCACCUCCUCCUGGACUCUUCUUUGGACUCAGCCCUUCCUCCAGCCAGGCCCCUCGAAAACCAGCCAUUGAGCCCAGCCGUCCCAUGAAGCCUUUGUACUGGACUAGAAUACAGAUAAGCGAUGGCCAAAGUGCUGCACCAACCUUAUGGGAUUCCUUAGAAGAACCUGACAUUCGGGACACUAGUGAAUUUGAAUAUUUAUUCUCCAAAGUCACAACUCCACAGAAGAAAAAGCCUCUUUCAGAGACCUAUGCAGAAAAAAACAAGGUCAAAAAGAUCAUCAAGUUAUUGAAUGGAAAAAGAUCACAAGCUGUGGGAAUUUUGAUAUCGAGUUUACAUUUAGAAAUGAAGGAUAUCCAUCAGGCCAUUUUUAAUGUGGAUGACUCUGUGGUUGAUCUGGAGACCCUAGAGGCCUUAUAUGAAAAUAGAGCCCAAGAGGAUGAAUUGGUUAAAAUAAGAAAGUAUUAUGAGACAUCCAAAGAAGAAGAAUUGAAGCUACUGGAUAAACCUGAGCAAUUUUUGCAUGAGUUAGCCCAGAUCCCUAAUUUUGCUGAGCGUGCCCAAUGCAUCAUCUUCAGGUCUGUUUUUUCUGAAGGUGUCACCUCUUUGCACCUGAAGGUAGACAUUGUCACACGAGCUUCUAAGGGCUUGCUGCACAUGAAGAGUGUGAAAGAUAUCUUAGCUAUCAUUCUGGCUUUUGGAAAUUAUAUGAAUGGAGGAAAUAGGACUCGGGGUCAAGCAGAUGGAUAUAGCUUAGAAAUCCUGCCCAAACUCAAGGACGUCAAAAGUCGGGAUAAUGGAAUGAAUCUGGUGGACUAUGUUGUGAAAUAUUACCUGCGUUACUAUGAUCAGGAAGCUGGAACAGAAAAGAGUGUCUUUCCCCUACCUGAACCCCAAGAUUUCUUUCUGGCCUCCCAAGUCAAGUUUGAAGAUCUCAGUGAAGAUUUGAAAAAACUGAAGAAGCAACUAGAAGCAAGUGAAAAACAGAUGAUGGUGGUGUGCAAGGAGUCCCCGAAGGAAUACCUCCAGCCUUUCAAGGACAAGCUAGAGGAGUUCUUCCAGAAAGCCAAAAAGGAGCAUAAAAUGGAAGAAAGUCACUUGGAGAAUGCACAGAAGAGUUUUCAAACAACUGUGGGAUAUUUUGGGAUGAAGCCGAAGGCUGGUGAGAAGGAGGUCACACCCGGCUAUGUGUUUAUGGUGUGGUAUGAGUUCUGCAGUGACUUCAAGACGAUUUGGAAACGAGAGAGUAAAAACAUAUCGAAAGAAAGAUUGAAAAUGGCUCAAGCAUUAGUCAGCAAACUGACAUCGGAGAAGAAAGUGGAAACAAAAAAAAUCAAUCCCACAGCUAGUCUGAAAGAAAGACUGUGUCAGAAAGAAGCCAGUAUGAACGCAAACUAAGAUGGAGACACAAGAAAAUGAUGGUGGUGCAGGUGGAGAACCUUGCAUUCUUCACAACCCCAGUGCUGCAGGAAAUGCGGGAAAGAUUUCUCAUUAAAUGUUUGCUUUGCUCAGCUCUUCCUGA
Chinchilla lanigera (long-tailed chinchilla) is the source of this 4790-nucleotide messenger RNA. It is a transcript of the gene Fmn1, whose product is annotated as formin 1. Gene Ontology annotation, biological process: actin nucleation. Gene Ontology annotation, cellular component: actin filament; endoplasmic reticulum membrane; nucleus. Bases 401 to 4666 code for a protein of 1421 amino acids. The record is from RefSeq and is a predicted model, not a curated record. Gene Ontology annotation, molecular function: microtubule binding. NCBI's taxonomy places the organism in Eukaryota, Metazoa, Chordata, Mammalia, Rodentia, Chinchillidae. The transcript is spliced from 20 exons.